This is a messenger RNA of Formica exsecta, 394 nucleotides long. It is a transcript of the gene RpL38, whose product is annotated as 60S ribosomal protein L38. Bases 135 to 362 code for a protein of 75 amino acids. The transcript has 5 exons. Gene Ontology annotation, molecular function: structural constituent of ribosome. The record is from RefSeq and is a predicted model, not a curated record. Gene Ontology annotation, biological process: protein-RNA complex assembly; translation. Gene Ontology annotation, cellular component: ribosome; cytosolic large ribosomal subunit. Lineage: Eukaryota; Metazoa; Arthropoda; Insecta; Hymenoptera; Formicidae.
GACUGACCUGCUAGAGACAGCCAGAGACACCAACUGAUCGCUAUUGUUAGCGUCGUCUCUUUUUCUUUCCGCCGAACGUGUCUUAGGACUUGUCUGCCGAAUUACACUAACAGAAUUACAAACUACUACUAAAUAUGCCACGAGAAAUCAAAGAGAUUAAGGACUUUCUUCUGAAAGCCAGGAGGAAAGAUGCAAAGUCUGUGAAAAUUAAGAAAAAUGCUGAUAAUGUCAAGUUUAAAGUUCGCUGCUCCAGAUUUUUAUACACUCUUGUCAUUACCGAUAAGGAGAAGGCUGAGAAGCUGAAGCAAUCGUUACCACCAGGUUUACAAGUAAAGGAAGUAAAGAGGAGCGAACGUGUAUAAAAUGAAUAAUUAAACUAUCUUCUUAAACACUA